AUAUAAAGGCACAACUGAAGAUUCUCAGUUACUGUGUACUGUGAUUACUGUGUAAUCUCUACGGCUUAAUGGUGAGGAGUUUCUCCUUUAUUUUUGUGCUUCUUCAGUUUAAAGGUUAUCUUCCAUAAUGAACUGCUUCCAGUACCGAUGUCUGCUUCCGUUUUUCCUGAGUGUGCUUGCUUUUGCCGCAUUGGGCAUUUACAGUAUACAAAAUGGAAUGGUGAAUGUUUCGGAUAUCUCAAAAACACUGUUGCCCAUCAGCAAAACUAGUUUUCAGAAAAGAGUUUUCUCUAACUCAAGCAUUGGUCCAUUUCCCAUAACAAAUCAGUCCUGUUCCUGUAAAGGAUAUGCUUCAGCUUCUCCAAAUGUGCCCAAGAAUGAACUGGAAGACCUUCAGAGACGUCGAUUUGAGGAGUACAGACAAUAUCGAGUCAGGAGGCAGGCAGAUAUGGAGCCAUUUGUUCUUGCCGCGUCUAACUCUCCUCUCCAAUAUCCCAUCCAUGGUUUCAUAUUGGCCCCUCUUCAAAAAAGUAUAAUACCAGGUUUGGCUUUGCAUGCACAAGAAAGAGAACGCUAUGAGGUAUCUUUAAGUGUGAUAAAUGGGGUGCUCUCAGUGGAGGAUGUCAUGAAGGGAGCACAUGUGGAUGGAGAGGGUCAGAGUGUUUUGACUAUUUCAUCCACAAGCCUCAAACAAAUGAAUAAUCUGCUGAGCAGAGUGACUUACACCAGCACCGUCUACCGUGUCAAGGCUAAAGAUAUGGUUCAUUUUUCAUUUGAAGACCACGAGGCCAUAUUUCCCAUAAAAAUUACAAGACCUUCAGUGCCAUUUCUGUUCGACCCAGGGAACGAUAUUAAUUCACAGGUAACUAUAACAACCAAAACCUUUCUGAGGUAUCGGGAGUUACAUGUCCUUAUUGACAGUAUCAGAAAGUUUUAUCCAAAAAUCAAGAUCAUUAUUGCAGACGACAGCCUGACUCCAGAAAAGGUCUCCGGUGAAAAUAUAGAGCACUAUAUAAUGCCACCUGGACAGGGCUGGUUUGCUGGAAGGAAUCUGGCUUUAUCACAGGUCGACACUAAAUACUUUCUGUGGGUAGAUGACGAUUAUGUAUUCAGGAACAACACUAAAAUUGAAAAAUUUGUGGAAAUCAUGGAGAAAAUUCCAGAACUGGAUGUGGUUGGUGGUUCAGUGGAAAGUAAUCAGUUUUAUUUCCACCUUACGUAUGAGGAAGGUCAAGCAGAGGAGGGUGGCUGUCUCAGACGUACGCAUAAGCUGAUACACCAAUCAGUUCCAGGGUUUGACGGCUGCUACUUUGUAGAUGGGGUGGUCAACUACUUCCUGGCACGGACAGAAGCGGUACGACGGGUCGGCUUUGAUCCGUUUUUGAAACGAGUUGCUCACACUGAGUUCUUUAUUGAUGGCCUCGGACAAUUAUUAAUAGCUUCCUGCAAAGGACUGUCAGUCGGACAUCAGCCCAAAAAAAGACAAGCCAAAUACCGACAAUUUAGGUUUCCUGGAAAACUUGAUGAAAGAAACAAAAUGGCUCAUCAUUACUUUAAGAACCAUUUGAAAUGCAUUAAGUACUGAGAAACGUUAAAGGUGCUUCAAGAUGCCAUUGUUUUAUCUAAAUGGUUCUAUAAAGAACCUUUAACAUCCGAAAAACCUUUCUGACAUCUCCCUUGCCAUACUUCAUAUAUAUUUCAGAUAGUGAUAUACUUCCUGGCUCUUGCGUCACCCUGUCUUUGUCGUUAAGCCUCACCAUUGGUUGAAUUUGAUAUACACAUUCAGACGCACUUACCCCUGGAGGCGUCCCCAAAGUGUCACCGCAGUGACGCAGCGCAAGUUCCCUCAAAAGGGAACUGUAACAAUGUAUCUUAAAAGGUAACACAAUGUAACCUUGCUCUCACUUGAAAUGUGUCCCCACAUUUAGUCCUUGAAUUUGAGGGUAUUGGACCUGGAAAGUCCUUGAAAGGUCCUUGAAUUUGAAGUUAACUAAGGUGUGAGAACCCUGAAGUCAGUGAUGGCCGAAUUUUCCUUUUUGGGUGAACUAUCUCUUUAAAAGAUUUGUUCACAAACUUAAACAUCACCAACUCAUUUUUUCAAGAUCGGACCACUGGUUUAUACAAACUGGUAUGCAUAGUAAGAAAGCUUUAGGCUAAAUAUAAGAUGUAUCUAAAAAAAUCAGUUGGACGACAUGCUAAACUGAGAGAAGAAGAAUACGGGCAACACCAAUUCGGGGUCAGAAUUAUUAGGCUUGUUAUCAAAAAAUCUUUUGUUAAUUAUUUCUAUUAUGUCUUAGCAUAUUGUCUUGCUGUUCAAAAGAGGGUGUUGUUCCAGGUUGGAUUACAAAAAGAAAGGCCUUUGUGUCCCUGUACUUUAAAAUUUGUGUUAACUUCAAACUCUCUUUCAACUUGUAAGGAGCCACCCAUUGACCCAACCCUGGAAUCCAGUAGCGUGGGUGAAGGUAUCUCACAUGCAUGUUCUUAUCUUGGACCUUCGGACAGAAUUGGCUUCUAAUUUUAAUCCAACUCCAUUUCAUUUAAUAAAGAUUUUAAUCCAAUGAUAACCAUAAUUUUUCUAAAAACAGUUACUUUAGUCAUGCUUAUAAAACAUGUCAGGUAAUAAGACAAAAAUCUAGUGGUGCCAAUGCAAUACAGAAUUCCAACCAGCUGGGGGCAGCAAAGGAAUUCUCUAUUUACUGAAGCUGAUGUAUUCUCCAUAUAUUCCUUUUUAAUAUAAUAAUUUAUUUUAUAAUGAAAUUAUAAUAUACAUUAUGGGGUAGUUUCCCGGACAGGGAUAAGGUCAAGCCAGGCCUUAGUUUAAUUUGAAAAACAUAACUACUUUUAACAAACAUGCCUUACUAAAAACAUUACUUGUGUGCAUUUUGAGGCAAAAGAAAGGGCACUGAUGUAUUUUAAGAUAUGUCAGUGUUGUUUUCUGUUUGGACAGCUCUUACAUUUAUUUUAGUCUAAAACUAGUCUAAUCCCUGUCCGGGAAUUCGUCCACAUGGGUUAGGAAUAGUC
Misgurnus anguillicaudatus (oriental weatherfish) is the source of this 3021-nucleotide messenger RNA. Its product is annotated as beta-1,4 N-acetylgalactosaminyltransferase 1-like. Gene Ontology annotation, biological process: UDP-N-acetylgalactosamine metabolic process; UDP-N-acetylglucosamine metabolic process. Gene Ontology annotation, cellular component: Golgi membrane. The record is from RefSeq and is a predicted model, not a curated record. Lineage: Eukaryota; Metazoa; Chordata; Actinopteri; Cypriniformes; Cobitidae. Gene Ontology annotation, molecular function: acetylgalactosaminyltransferase activity.